AGCGGCGCGUCCCAAGCCGGGCCGGGGAGGCCGGCGGGCUCUGCGGAGUUGUCACCCUCCCCGCCCCCUUGUCAGUCAGGCCGAGGGGGCGGUGCGGCCGCCAGGCGGGGGCGCUGAGCUCAGAGCUGCCGCAGCGCCGGAGCGGGAGCCCGAGCCCCAGCGCGCGAGCGAGCUGGGCGCAAGGCGCGAGUGGUGGCAGGCGACGCACCCAAGACCCGGGCACUGCUACGUCCGGCUCAGGUCCCGCGCCCCUCCUGCUGCGGACCGACCUGAUCGCCUGGCGAAGCCCCGAUUCCUCACGGGUCCCAAGCCCACCGCAGCCCGGCCUAGCCGAGCCCCAGCAUCCGCUCGCCGCAGCCGCCGUUCCAUCCCCUGCUCGGGCCCCACACCCAGGCCGCCAGGAUGGACGUGUUCAUGAAGGGCCUGUCCAUGGCCAAGGAGGGUGUCGUAGCCGCCGCGGAGAAAACCAAGCAGGGGGUCACCGAGGCGGCAGAGAAGACCAAGGAGGGCGUCCUCUACGUCGGAAGCAAGACCCGAGAGGGGGUGGUACAAGGAGUGGCCUCAGUGGCUGAGAAAACCAAGGAGCAGGCAUCACAUCUGGGAGGAGCUGUAUUCUCUGGGGCUGGGAACAUCGCAGCAGCCACAGGCCUGAUGAAGAAGGAGGAAUUCCCCACUGAUCUGAAGCCCGAGGAAGUGGCCCAGGAAGCUGCUGAGGAGCCACUGAUAGAACCCCUGAUGGAGCCAGAAGGGGAGAGUUAUGAGGAACCGCCCCAGGAGGAGUAUCAGGAGUAUGAGCCAGAGGCGUAAGGGCCCAGGAGGGCCCCCUCACCAGCAGCACAAUCCCUUCCCUGUCCCUGUCCCACCCCCCAAAGCCAGGGCUGUCCUUCUACCCCUUCCCCCCAAACAGGAGAUCUUCCUUCACUCUGAGGGGCCCCCUCAGAGCCUGUGUUAGUGUCUGUCCAUCUGUCUCUCCUACCCGCCCACAUCCAACCCUGUGGCGUGGACAGGGCAAGGGCUGCGGCCUUGACUCGGAGCCUCUCCCCACCUGUGUUGCCCGCCCCUCGCCCCAUCCUGUCCAGUGUGUGCAGGGAUGUAGCAUGUUCUAUGUGUUUUUAAACGAAGAUCUAAAAGCGAUGGCUCUCCUCUCCCACUCCCGACAGAAGCUCUCUGAAGGGCCAUCCGGCAGCCCCAGAGCCCCCCACCCCCCCGCCCACAUCGACCCCAAGAACCAUUUUUUUAACCAAAACCAGGAGCCAGGCUGUGCCAUGCCCCCUCCCCCAGCCGGCCCGGUCCAAGCGCGGGCGUCAUGUGUCGUGAUUGUGGCAUGGAGAGUCCCCCAAUCCCCGUGUGAGCGUGUUCCAGGCGGGCAGCAUUGCCGCCCCCUUCCCCCCUCCGUGUCCAUGAAUAAAGCCAAUCUGUCUGUA
Molecule: messenger RNA, 1424 nt
Organism: Rhinolophus ferrumequinum (greater horseshoe bat)
Lineage: Eukaryota; Metazoa; Chordata; Mammalia; Chiroptera; Rhinolophidae
Gene: SNCB
Product: synuclein beta
Exons: 6
Coding region: 403-807 (134 amino acids)
Biological process (GO): chemical synaptic transmission; synaptic vesicle endocytosis; synapse organization
Cellular component (GO): neuronal cell body; cytoplasm; axon terminus
Molecular function (GO): cuprous ion binding
Source: RefSeq, a predicted model, not a curated record